Drosophila teissieri is the source of this 3399-nucleotide messenger RNA. It is a transcript of the gene gem, whose product is annotated as upstream-binding protein 1. Gene Ontology annotation, molecular function: RNA polymerase II cis-regulatory region sequence-specific DNA binding; DNA-binding transcription activator activity, RNA polymerase II-specific. NCBI's taxonomy places the organism in Eukaryota, Metazoa, Arthropoda, Insecta, Diptera, Drosophilidae. The transcript is spliced from 12 exons. The coding region runs from base 3 to 2789 and encodes 928 amino acids. Gene Ontology annotation, biological process: regulation of transcription by RNA polymerase II. Gene Ontology annotation, cellular component: nucleus. The record is from RefSeq and is a predicted model, not a curated record.
GAAUGGCGCUUUCGUUUCUAUCCCAAAACUCCGGUCUGUUGGAUUUACAAAGCAUAUUCGACCCACAAUAUUCUCAUCAUCAACAACAACAAGAACAUUUGAGCCACCACCCUCAACAUCUCACUCAACAACAUCAAAAUCAACAACUACAACAACAAGCGGAGCAGAUUCAACAACAUCAACAACAACGCACCCUUCCAACAAAGUUCGAUUUGAACCUGUUCAACGAACUCGACCAAAUGGAAUUCAACAACUUAAACCGCAGUCAAUAUCAGAAUAAUAAUAAUAAUAACAAUAUCAGCAAUAAUCAAAACUCCAACAACAACAGCAACACCACUAACGGUAUUAGUGAAAAUCUAAAUCAGAUCCAAAACCGCCACUUCAUUAGCGGCUACCAUCACCAGCAUAUCGGUUCGGACUAUGAGCAAGUGAUCAACUUUGUUGAUUCGCCGCCAAACUCAGAGGAAUCGUGGACAGAGAGCAGCUCGCUAAUCGAACAAAUUACGAUUGUCGUAGACGGACAGUCAAAGGACUCGCCGGGACCGCAAAUCAUCGACGUGCAGACCAUUUUCCUGAACAGCGGCUCACGCAAAAGACGAAUGGAUUGGGACUCUUUGGACAUUGGCCAAACUGAGAACUCACCCACAGCAUCGCAGAGCGGCGAGCUGCCCACCAAAGUGGCCCAUCAGGAGAAGGACAAGCACAAGCGCGAGAAGCACUCGGGUCGCAGCAGCUGGAGCGAUGAUAUCGGCUUCGAUCUGAACGCCGAGUUUAACAGCAACUCGUACUUGAACAAUGAGAACUUCCUGUCGUUCUCCCCUACGCUGACCACCCUGAAGCAGGAGCCACAGACGGAGCAGAUCAAGCCGAGCCCCAAGGCAUCCCUGGACAAUGCCGCAGCAUCGCCUUCCAUCGCCAUUGCCAAAUUGGAUGAGGUCCAGAACUCUCCGCCGCAGGCUAUUCCUGGCCAGGAUUCGGCUAACGGAUCUGGAUCGGCCGGCAACGGCAAGCAUGACGUAAACUCCGGACUCGCCUGCGGGUGUGGCUCUCCUCAGGGUUCACCAUUAGCCAACGCGGAGUAUGAGUUGAACGAAAAGGGAAAGCCGCAGCAACUUAGCGUUUUGGAUCCAGCUAAAAUAGAGAUAGGUUCGGCCAACGGAGCUACCCAUGCUGAUGAUCACAAAUUUCAGUACAUUUUAGCAGCAGCCACUUCGAUUGCCACCAAGAACAAUGAGGAGACUUUGACGUACCUCAACCAAGGCCAGAGCUACGAAAUAAAGCUGAAGAAGAUCGGAGACCUGUCCCUCUACAGGGAUAAAAUACUGAAGAGCGUGAUCAAGAUCUGCUUCCACGAGCGUCGCCUGCAGUUCAUGGAGCGCGAGCAGAUGCAGCAAUGGCAGCAAUCCCGCCCAGGCGAACGCAUCAUUGAGGUGGACGUACCGCUCUCGUACGGCCUCUGCCACGUGUCGCAGCCACUGAGCUCCGGCUCACUGAACACUGUCGAGAUCUUCUGGGACCCACUGAAGGAGGUCGGCGUUUACAUCAAGGUCAACUGCAUUUCAACCGAAUUUACCCCAAAGAAACACGGCGGAGAAAAGGGUGUGCCCUUCCGACUGCAAAUUGAAACCUAUAUAGAAAACACAAACAGUGCCACCGCCAGCGGCUCGAGCGGCAGCAACAACAGCGCCAGCGGCAGCGCCAGCGGAAACAGUGGCUCCACUGCUCCAGCAUCACCGGAACGGACUCCCAGUGGCAGCAAUGGCAAACAAGCGGUCCACGCAGCUGCCUGCCAGAUCAAGGUUUUCAAGCUAAAGGGAGCUGACCGCAAACAUAAACAGGAUCGGGAGAAGAUCCAGAAGCGGCCUCAAUCGGAGCAGGAGAAGUUCCAGCCCAGCUACGAGUGUACCAUCAUGAACGACAUAUCCCUGGAUCUGGUGAUGUCCGCCACCACUACUGGCUGCUACAGCCCCGAAUAUAUGAAACUUUGGCCAAACUCGCCCGUGCAUAUACCCAAGUACGAUGGAAUACUUCCGUUUGCGCCAAGUGCAGCUUCGCCGGCUACCAGCAGCAGCCCCAUAGCCAUCAACUCGGUGACAUCGACCAACUCGCCCACCCUCAAGCUGAUGGACACCACAAACAUGGUCUCACCGCAGCAUGUGCCCGCUGACAUAGACGAUUAUAGCCAGAACAUAAUGCCGGAAUCGACGCCCUUACAAGUGACGCAGUGGCUGACCAAUCAUCGCCUCACGGCCUAUCUCUCAACGUUCGCACAGUUCUCGGGAGCGGAUAUCAUGCGCAUGUCCAAGGAGGAUUUGAUUCAAAUUUGCGGCCUGGCCGAUGGUAUUCGCAUGUUCAACAUUUUGCGCGCCAAGACUAUUGCUCCCAGGCUAACCUUGUACGCCAGCUUGGAUGGCUGCAGCUACAAUGCCAUCUACUUGUUGUCGAACACGGCCAAGGAGCUGCAGCAGAAGCUGUUCAAGAUGCCAGGCUUCUACGAGUUCAUGGCCAAGGCCAGUGCACAGGAGAACGGAGCCGGUGGUGCAGCCAAUGCAGCUGCUGCAGCCCUCUUCAACAAUUGGGGGAUGCAUUCCAAGUACUCGGGCAGCGGCUCCAAUAUCUUCAACGACGCCAACAAGAGCUGCGUAUACAUAUCGGGGCCAUCUGGCAUUCUUGUGACCGUCACCGAUGAGGUGCUGAACAACGAGAUCAAGGAUGGCAGCCUCUACGCAAUGGAGGUGCAGGCCGGCAAGGUGAUCCUUAAGCUGAUCAACAAGCAGGACAACAACUAAGCUAUGUUUUGGCAACGCAGAUGCACUGUAGUAGUCACCACCCGAGCAAUCAAGUAUAGUUUAUAGCAUUUACACGCAGUAAGAUGGCACAUUGAAACCGUUUUUUAUAUAGGUUUUAAUUUGUAUGAGAUUUCGCGCAGCAAUUUUGAACAAGUAAAAAGCAAGCAGCCCCUAACCCUGUACCCUAAAAUCUUUGUUAAAGAACUAGUGCAAAAUAUUUAAGUUUCGUUUUCAGUCCUCACUUUAAGUUUUGUUUAUUUUAUAUGUAUUUUAUACCACCUACGAUAUUCGACUACAUAUGCACAUUUAAUUCUCCGAUGCGAUUGCAUUUCGAUUCGUUUUUUUCCUACUUUUAAUUUCUUUUAUCGCUAUGGCGUAUGCUUAUCACUUAAAUAACUAUUUUUUGUAGAACCACACCAAUAUCAAAUGUUUGAAGUAGAAAGAAAAAACCCAAAAAAAAAAAAACAAAUAAAUUUAAAAUAUUGAUUAUUACCUUGAAGUACAGUACCACGAAUACAAGAAUUGAUCAAUUGUUUCGAAGCAGAGUUCAACUAGCAACCAAACAACAACUUUUGUAUGUGAUAGAAGCAAUAAAGUGUUAUCCACAAGU